GCGAGUUGCUCCGGUGAGCGAACUCUCCGCGACUGAGGAUUCUGUCCGGUUGAAAACCCUAUUGCGUCGGUGCAUGGCGUUAAACUUCAGUUCUUCUGAGGAAAGUGAGUGAGAGAAAACUUUCUUGACGAGGCGUUCCGCGAAAAGGGAGGCGUGAGUGACCACUGAGGCGUCAGAAGUCCAAACGAGCCUUCCUCAGAAAAAAGAAAGGAGCGAAAAACAAGCGACAGAAAUGACCCGCUCUGCUCUGCUGGGGGCUCUGCUGACAGCCGUCCUGGUGACUGGAAGUACCGCAGAAUGUCCCGAGAAAAAUAUUGUACAUUCGCUCGGAUGCUUCUGCCGGUUCAUCUCGACGGUGGGAAUGCGUGUUCGCUGUGAUGCUACGCGAUGGACACCGGAAACUUCUUCCAAGUUCGCUGAGCUCUUCGGCGGAGUCAAAAUUCACGAAUUUAUGCUGCACGGCGAGCUCAAAUGGAAGGACCGUAACAGCGAUGUCAAAGACUCGGUACAGUCGGGAGCCUCUUGGAAGACACCGUUCUCUCCCCUGUGCAAACUCUCAAUGAAGACUUUCAUAAUCAAGGAUUUCAUCUACGACGGCAAACCCCCCGAAUGUCCAUUCGUAUUUUGGGGUUUUCAGAAUGUCACGAUCGACUUCCCGGCAUUUGCUUCCGCAAUGAGCUCCAAUGUCGAGACGGUGCACUUCGUGGGUCAAAGCAACAUAAACUUUCUCGGAGAUCUUCCCGGACUGAGAGCUUUAUCCAUUUUCAACUGCAGCAAUUUCGACAUAAGAGGGCUCCGGAAUUUGAGAAAAUUGAAGGUCCUGCGAGUCUACAUGAUUGACUUGGAGACGACGGUGCUCAGCGGGGGAAUGCUCCUACAGCAGGCCGACGAACUCGAGAAACUGACUGUCAGAUCGAGCGGUAUCAGCAGCGUCAGCCCAGAUUUCAUGACCAAACUGCCGAGAUUGAGGGAGCUAGACCUCGCGUCGAACAACAUCGAGUACUUCCCGAAGGAAGCGCUCGGAGAUCGUCCCCUCCAGUUGACGCUUUUCGGUAAGAAGAAGUGGGAGGAGAGCGAACGACGAGGCGGUUUCUCGGAUAUACUAGAAAAAGGGGGGCGGCAUCGUGUUCAACUCAUGAGAGACUUUAUAAUUCGUACCGUAGAAGAAAACUCAUAG
This is a messenger RNA of Galendromus occidentalis (western predatory mite), 1177 nucleotides long. RefSeq lists its product as uncharacterized. Gene Ontology annotation, molecular function: protein binding. The record is from RefSeq and is a predicted model, not a curated record. Bases 233 to 1177 code for a protein of 314 amino acids. The transcript has 6 exons. Lineage: Eukaryota; Metazoa; Arthropoda; Arachnida; Mesostigmata; Phytoseiidae.